Molecule: messenger RNA, 4064 nt
Organism: Nerophis ophidion (straightnose pipefish)
Lineage: Eukaryota; Metazoa; Chordata; Actinopteri; Syngnathiformes; Syngnathidae
Product: radixin-like
Exons: 15
Coding region: 277-1983 (568 amino acids)
Biological process (GO): positive regulation of early endosome to late endosome transport; regulation of cell shape; regulation of organelle assembly
Cellular component (GO): microvillus; plasma membrane; apical part of cell
Molecular function (GO): actin binding; cell adhesion molecule binding
Source: RefSeq, a predicted model, not a curated record
UCAUCAUCAUCAUCAUCAUCAUAGCAACCCGGCCGCCAUGUUGACUCACUCUGGGACACACUCGGCUCGGCUCGGCGGCGUCACGGAGCUUCUUGACCGGUAACUGUCACCGAGGAGGACGCGGCGGUGGUGGAUGUUUUUCAGCCCGGGACGGCGGACACGCGAGCAGGCAUCCUCACCUUCUUCUUCUUCUUCUUCUCGUUGUUGUUGUUGUCGGCGCUGGCGGGAAGGCCCGCAGACUUCUUUCUCUUCUCCAAGCAGCAAGGCAGAGGGAGGAUGAAGAUGCCCAAGCCGACGAACGUCCGCGUUACCACCAUGGAUGCUGAGCUGGAGUUUGCCAUCCAGCCCAACACCACAGGCAAGCAGCUCUUUGACCAGGUGGUGAAGACGGUGGGCCUGAGGGAGGUGUGGUUCUUCGGCCUGCAGUACACCGACAGCAAAGGCUACGUGACGUGGCUGAAGCUCAACAAGAAGGUGACGCAGCAGGACGUGAAGAAGGAGAACCCUCUGCAGUUCAAGUUCAGGGCCAAGUUCUUUCCGGAGGACGUGUCCGAGGAACUCAUCCAGGAGGUCACGCAGAGGCUCUUCUUCCUGCAGGUGAAGGAGGCCAUACUGAACGACGAGAACUACUGCCCCCCUGAGAGCGCCGUGCUCCUGGCCUCCUACGCCGUGCAGUCCAAGUACGGAGACCACAGCAAAGAGCUCCACAAGCUGGGCUACCUGGCUGCGGACCGCCUGUUGCCGCAAAGAGUUCUAGAACAACACAAGCUGACAAAAGAGCAGUGGGAGGACAGAAUACAGACCUGGCAUGAGGAACACCACAGCAUGCUCAGGGAAGACGCGGUCAUGGAGUACCUGAAGAUCGCUCAGGACUUGGAGAUGUACGGCGUCAACUACUUUGAGAUCAAGAACAAGAAGGGCACGGAGCUGUGGUUGGGUGUGGACGCCCUGGGUCUCAACAUCUACGAGCACGAAGACAAGCUGUCGCCAAAGAUCGGCUUCCCGUGGAGCGAGAUCCGCAACAUCUCCUUCAACGACAAGAAGUUUGUCAUCAAGCCCAUCGACAAGAAGUCUCCCGACUUUGUGUUCUACGCGCCUCGCCUGCGCAUCAACAAGCGCAUCCUGGCACUGUGCAUGGGCAACCACGAGCUGUACAUGAGGAGGAGGAAGCCCGACACCAUCGAGGUCCAGCAGAUGAAAGCUCAGGCCAGAGAGGAGAAACAUCACAAGCAGAUGGAGAGAGCUCAGCUGGAGAAAGAGAAGAAGAAGCGCGAGCAGGCCGAGAAGGAGAAGCAGCGGAUGGAGCGCGAGAAGGACGAGCUGCUGGAGCGACUGCGGCGCAUCGAGGAGCAGACGAGGCGGGCGCAGACAGAACUGGAGGAGCAGACCCGCAAGGCCCUGGAACUGGAGCAGGAGAGGCAGCGGGCCAAGGAGGAGGCCCAGCGUCUGGAGAAGGAGAGGCUGGAGGCGGAGGAGGCCAAGGCGGCGCUCGCCAGGCAGGCCGAGGACCAGAUGAAGACCCAGGAACAGCUGGCUGCUGAGUUGGCAGAAUUCAGCGCCAGGAUCUCCUUGCUGGAGGACGCCAAGAGGAAGAAGGAGGAGGACGCCGCCCAGUGGCAGCACAAGGCCAUGGCGGCGCAGGACGACCUGGAGAAGACGCGCGAGGAGCUGAGGGCGGCCAUGGCGUCCCCCGAGCAGGACGAGAGUGACGGCGAGGAGAGCGCCGAGCUGCUGAGUGAGGGCGUGAGCGACCAUCGCAGCGAGGAGGAGCGCGUCACCGAGGCGCAGAAGAACGAGCGCGUCAAGAAGCAGCUGCAGGCGCUGAGCUCGGAGCUGGCGGAGGCGCGCGACGACAGCAAGAAGACGCCAAACGACGUCCUGCACGCCGAGAACGUGCGGGCGGGCCGAGACAAGUACAAGACGCUGCGGCAGAUCCGGCAGGGCAACACCAAGCAACGCGUCGACGAGUUCGAGUCCAUGUGAGGCUCCGCCCACGCGAAGAGAACUCUUUGCCAAAGACCUGCCAAGCUCCGCCCCCUUUACUAAAGCCAGGAGAGGACUGAAAGUGACUCAGACUACAAUAUCGCCGGCUAACUUCUUGUCAAAUGUUCCCUUUAGUUGACCUCCUGAUCAUGUGACCAGUAAACGCCCGCUAACCCGCCGCCUCAAUCACGCCCGCAGGUACCGCCUCCGUCGCCGUCGCCUGUUAGCAUCAAUGCUAAUGUUAGCUUAGCCCAAGGGUCAGCAACCUUUUUCAAAGCAAGAACUACUGAUUCUUGCUAAGGGCUCCCAGUUUGAUACACACUUCAAUAAAGUGCCAGAAAUAGCCAAUUUGCUCAAUUUACCUUUAAGUCUGUUAUUAUUAAUAAUUAAGGAUAUUUAUCUUUGUGGAAACACUGAUCAUCUUAAUGAUUUCUCACAAUAAAUAUAUAUAGAACAGAUAAAUAUUUUUAAAAAAUGGGUGUUUCUGUCCGUCAUUCCAUCGUACAUUUUUAUUUCUUCUAUGGAAGGUUUUUUGUAGAGAAUAAAUGAUGAAAAAAAACACUUAAUUGAACGGUUUAAAAGAGGAGAAAACACGAAAAAAAUUUAAAUUCGAUUUUUAAACAUAGUUUAUCUUUGUCGUAAUGGUUUGUGCAGCCCUUUGAGACAUUUGUGAUUUAGGGCUAUAUAAAUAAACAUUGAUUGAUUGAUCUUCAAUUUCCACUCUUUAAAAUUCAAAAUUCAACCAAAAAAAAGAAAAGAAAAACUAGCUAAUUUGAAUCUUUUUGAAAAAAUUCAUAACAGAAUUUAUGGAACAUUAUUAGUAUUUUUUUCUGAUUAAGAUUAAUUUUAAAAUUUUGUUGACAUGUUUUAAAUAAGUUAAAAUCCAAUCUGCACUUUGUUAGAAUAUAUAACAAAUUGGACCAAGUUAUAUUUCUAACAAAGACAAAUCAUUAUUUCUUCUAGAUUUUCCAGAACAAAAAUUUUAAAAGAAAUUCAAAAGACUUUGAAAUAGAUUUAAAUUUGAUUCUACAGAUUUUCGAGAUUUGACAGAAUAAUUUUUUUUAAAUUUUGACGAAAUAUUUUACAAAUAUUCUUCUUCGAAAAAACAGAAGCUAAAAUGAAGAAUUAAAUUAAAAUGUAUUUAUUAUUCUCUACAAUAAAAAAAAUAAACUUGAACAUUGAUUUAAAUUGUCAGGAAAGAAGAGGAAGGAAUUUAAAAGGUAAAAAGGUAAAUGUGUUUAAAAAUCCUGAAAACAUUUUUAAGGUUGUAUUUUUUCUCUAAAAUUGUCUUUCUGAAAGUUAUAAGAAGGAAAGUAAAACAAAUAAAUGAAUUUAUUUAAACAAGUGAAGACCAAGUCUUUCAAAUAUUUUCUUGGGUUUUCAAAUUCUAUUUGAGUUUUGUCUCUCUUAGAAUUAAAAAUGUUGACCAGCUUGCUAGUAAAUAAAUACAAUUUAAAAACUAGAGGCAGCUCACUGGUAAGUGCUGCUAUUUGAGCUAUUUUUAGAACAGGCCAGCGGGCGACUCAUCUGGUCCUUACGGGCACCAGGCUGGUGACCCCUGACUUAGUCUGUCGCCGCUGUAUCUACAUUUUCUACCGCUUGUCCCCGCGAACCAAAAAGGGGACAAGCGGUAGAAAAUGGGUGGAUGGAUCAUUGAUUUUCCCUAAAUAUUAAAUGUAUUCACAUUGUCUUCAUGUCAUAUCAUGUUGCCACAUCUGCUUUCACAAUCUACAAGGUGUGUGCACAGUAAGUGAACGGCCACAUACAGUUGAUAGAUAACGGUGAAAGCCAAUCAGAUCACACGUUGUUGUCAGUAAGACUUUCUAGCUGGCCUCACCUUCAAGGUGACAUCUUUCUGUCAUCAGAAACUCAGCGGGACCGUUAGCGGAUGAAUAUGAGAACACAUACAGUUGAUAGACCGAUGCCUCAGCCAAUCAGAUCACACGUUGUUGUCGGUAGCCUAUCUAGGCAGCCUGAUGCUAACCAGACUGGGAUUGGACAAAGUGAGUAUCCAAUCACAGGUUGCCAUUUACUGAAGCAGGAAGUGUGGCAGAGAAAGCACUUUUUUGAACCCACAGAGA